AUGUCUCCACAAAGAGCUGUUAGAGGUCGUCCUGCUAGGUGUAAUGUUGAGGAGAAAGAGUUACCAAAUGCAUCUGAAGUGCAACCUCAAGGGGAAGUCACUAAUGCUGAAUUUAGAGAAGCAAUCAGGAUGCUGAGUCAAGUUGUGACUAACCAGGUUGAGGAAGAGAAGCUUAGGGAUAGAGAUGAAUUCAGAAAUAAGAAAGCUAAGACCAGGAAUGAGUCCGGGCAACAGAAGGGUAACGUGAAUCGUUCGUCCUUUCAACAAAAGCAAAAGGGACCUGCUCCAUCAUCUGUUAGUGCAUCUGUACCCAGAAACAAAGGUGAGUAUAAUGGCCAGAAUUCGCAGAACUUCAAAGCUAGACUUGCACAGUCUCAGGGUAGUGUAGCACAAGAAGGUAACUGGGCUCCUGCAUGUUCUAGGUGUGGUAAAACCCACCAAGGUAAGCGUCGUGAUGGACAAACAGGUUGCUUCAAGUGUGGGCAAGAGGGUCACUUAAUGAAAAAGUGCCCUAAGAACAGGCAAGAUAGUGGAAACCAGGGCAAUAGGGCCCAAUUUUCAUCCGUUGCUCCACCAGACAGGGCUGCACCUAGAGGAGCUAAUUUCGAUGCCGGAUUUGGAACAGGAGGUGGUGGUGGAGGUGGUGGUGGUGGGGGAGGUACCGGAAAUGGUUAUGGAUAUGGUGGAGGAUUUGGAGCUGGAGGUGGUUCUAGAGGAGGAGGAGGUGGUGGUGGUGGAGGAGGAGGAGGAGCAGGAGGAGGGUCAGGCUAUGGUAGUGGUUUUGGCGGGGGUGGAGGGUUAGGAGGAUUGGGAGGGGGAAUGGAAGGUGCGAGUGCUGGAGGAAUGGGUGGCGGAUUUGGUAUGGGCAUUGGUAUAGGAGUUGGAGCUGGAGGUGGAGGUGGUCAAGGUGUUGGAAUAGGGACCGGGUUUGGUGGUGGUGGUGGUAAUAAUGGCCGUACAUAA
Messenger RNA from Solanum verrucosum, 963 nucleotides. RefSeq lists its product as uncharacterized. The coding region runs from base 1 to 963 and encodes 320 amino acids. Gene Ontology annotation, molecular function: zinc ion binding; nucleic acid binding. The record is from RefSeq and is a predicted model, not a curated record. Lineage: Eukaryota; Viridiplantae; Streptophyta; Magnoliopsida; Solanales; Solanaceae. The transcript has 3 exons.